AUGACAAUGCCAGCGUUUGCCAAUGAAGUAGUGCCAGAAGAGCUAACAGAACAAGCUACUGCAUUAGAGGAAAUGGUGGUACAAAGUGAUGAAAUCGACCCAGGAGACCCAACGAUCCCUAUAGAGCCAGUAGAUCCUGUUGAUCCAACAGAGCCCAUUGAUCCAAUAGACCCCGUUGAUCCAGUGGAUCCGAUUGACCCAGUAGAUCCAGUAGAUCCUGUCGAACCCACGGAACCAGAAAAGCCAGUAGAACCAGAAAAACCGGUGGAUCCUGUUGAACCAGAGAAACCAACCGAGCCAGAAAAUCCUGUAACGCCAAUUGUACCAACACCAACGCCAACUCCUGUUGUGCCGACACCAGAAGCACCCGUGACCACAGAAACCGGACAGACGAUUGUUGGGGUUGAAAAUGGUCAAGUGAUUGUCCAAACCACUACCGGAGAACAAAUCAAAUUAGCAGAAUUACCAGAAGGUGUCACAAAACAAGCUGACGGAACGCUUGCAGUGAAAACGAGUGAGGGAUUAAAAGUAUUACCUCAUACGGGCGAGGCAAGCCGUGCAGCGUUGUCAGUUGUGGGCGUUAUUAUUAGUAGUUUAAGUGUUUGGUUCAUGCGUAAGCGCGCGAAAGCAUGA
Spodoptera litura is the source of this 633-nucleotide messenger RNA. The record is from RefSeq and is a predicted model, not a curated record. NCBI's taxonomy places the organism in Eukaryota, Metazoa, Arthropoda, Insecta, Lepidoptera, Noctuidae.